CCAUCACUAGGCUGACUUUUACGCGAGGACCGCUGGUGUUUUUGACCGAACAGAUCCACCAAACGAAUUCACAUGAACAUUCGGAUUUUUGGAGAAACAUUGACCAACGUCGAGCCAAAUGAACCGUGCGCACCUGUUAAAAGCGUUUUGUUCUGGAACGUUUUGGUUCUACUACUGUACGAGCGAGGCCUGAAGAAGCGCUAGGAUGACAAAUGCUACUACAGGUGAUGCCAACUCGUAUCCAUACAUACGUGUUUGGGCAGCGGGGGUUUCUUUGAUCAUUUUGGCCUUUUUCAACUUGCUCAUCAACUGGACUAUAGUGCGCGAGGCGCGCCUGCGGAGCCACGCGCGCUUCGUUCUCGUGUUCCACUUGUUGUUCUCCGCGCUGGUUUACUUCGCAGUAAGCUUUAGCUUUAACUUACAAAGCUACCUGAAAGCAGCGACCACGCGAAACAUAUGCAUGACGCUAAUCAAAGGUCUGAUGACAAGCGGCUCCAAUAUCAUCCUCACCAUCACGGCGAUGGCGCUGGACCGUUACUUUGCCAUAUGUUACCCGCUCCACUAUAGCAAAGUUUGUUUCAAACCCUGGCCGUGGCUCAUCGGUAUCUUAACAUGGGGACUCGCGUCGAUUAUUCCUCUUACCCUGUCGCCCAAAAUAAAUGACACUGUGCCCUGUGGAAGGGAAGCUCUACAAGGCGGAGAAAUGCACAAAAUCGUUCUAAUAACAAUUUGCACUGUUCUUAUCGUGUACAGCUAUGUACGGAUCUUAUAUGAGGGGCGUCGUCUGGGUGUGUUGAACCGGCGCAACCGAGCUGCGUGUAGGACUAUCGCUCUCCACGGCACGCAGCUCGCCGUCUACAUCCUCCCCAAUUUCAUACUGUUUUUUCUGUAUAUCCUUUACCGCAAUGAGUUACUCGACAGAUCCACAAAAGAGCUUUUUGCGGUCAUAAGUUUUGCCUUCUUCAGCCUGGCGCAGUGCAUUGCGCCGAUCGUGUACGGACUGCGUAAAGAGGAACUGCUGGAACAUCUUAAUCACCGGUUCCCGUGUUUAUCCGGCCGGUUGAAGCGCAUUUUGGAGUGGACUGUCAACAUCACACAUCCCAAUCGGCGUCGCCAGCAAAGGGAGAGGAGAAUGACUUCAGAGACGUUAUUAUCAAGAGAGAUCUCACAGACGACUGUGUGACAUCUUUGGAGUAAGAGACAGACCUGAUGAUGAGUUCUUCAAAAGGAAUAUUUACUUACCAAGACAAACGCUAUGCAAUCCAUCCGAUGUGCUGCAUAUCUUAAGUUCAACACAUUUUUCACUGAGAAAACAAAGUUGUGACUUUUAGAAAACUGUUAGUUUCAUUCUGCAAGCCAUAACUUCAUUAAGUUGGAGUAAAAUACAGCAGCUACAUUGUUCAGGAAUGACUUUUGCUGAAGACAUCGUCAACUGUGAAUAUUAACUGUAAAUAGUACCGGUGACUUAUUGUCAUGCGAACAAGUAACAAUUAGGAUGUGAAUUCUUAUUUUUCUAAAAUCUCUAGUAUCCUUUGUUUUGGCAAAACAUAACAGUAUUUUGCAGUCAUAUAUAUAAGCUAAUGACCCAAAUUAACCAACUAUAAAACUUAGACUGUGAAACAGGUUUAAUGAAAUUGUAAUUUAUGUGUAGUUAAACUGGUGACACUGAAAGAUUUGUAGUAUUUGAUACGCAAUGUUUGUAACCACAGCAUCCUGAGUUUUCAAGACACACUUGCUUAAUAAGGUCACUAACGUUCUAUUACAAUUUCCUAUAAACGGUCUCUUUACAAUAUACUGCAUUCAGAAACGAAUGCACUGGUGAAAGGACAAAACGUAUGAUACUGGGAGAUUUCAAAUAUCGUUAAGCACUGCAACACAGAGUGAGUAUUUAUAAUUACGUCAGGCUGGUGCAGCUGUAUACGGUUAACACGUGUUUUUUGUAUGUUUGCUUUAGAAGUAAUUACAUGCCUACUGGGAGAUGCCACCGAAAAUGAAAGAAGAAUAGAUUAGAUAUGUGUAAUUUCUAAAUCGCAGAUGUUGAUGUGGUAUUGCCCAUUUGUAAUAAAGACCUUUUGUAUUUAUUUUAAGAGCAUAAUGUUAUUUAGUUCACAAGUCCCAU
Sinocyclocheilus rhinocerous is the source of this 2119-nucleotide messenger RNA. Its product is annotated as olfactory receptor 50-like. The transcript has 2 exons. Gene Ontology annotation, cellular component: membrane. The coding region runs from base 206 to 1183 and encodes 325 amino acids. Gene Ontology annotation, biological process: G protein-coupled receptor signaling pathway; detection of chemical stimulus involved in sensory perception of smell. NCBI's taxonomy places the organism in Eukaryota, Metazoa, Chordata, Actinopteri, Cypriniformes, Cyprinidae. Gene Ontology annotation, molecular function: G protein-coupled receptor activity; odorant binding; olfactory receptor activity. The record is from RefSeq and is a predicted model, not a curated record.